CAGACGGUCGUCUGGCUCAGAGGAGAGAAUAUGCAGAGAGACACGUUGUCUCCGGUCAGCUGAACGUCUGUGAAGGUGUUGAUUGCGCUGCGAUUCAUUUUAAACCAAGUGCGAAGAAAUAAUUAACGGGAUUCUGAACUUCGCUGCAGACAUUUACUCCCAAGCAAUGCUGUGUUUAGGAGAUUCUGCGGACUGCCUCCGGGACCAAGUGCAGUACAUGAUGAGAUCCCUGCAGGACCUGAAGCAGAUAAGCAGACCGAGGCCACUGAGCGAACCGUGUGUUCGCUCCUUUGCUGUAACGCGACUCUGCAAACAAAGGGCACAGCAAGAGCGACUCACUCGUCUGCGUGUUUCUGACGCCAGUGAGGCCAGCACGUACGACUCUGCCUGCUGCUUGGCCAGCCCCAUGGAGGAGGAGGAAGAGCAGCAGGAGCAUGAGCGGUUGACGCAAGGCUCCCCGAGCAGCGAAAAGAGUCUGGACGUGGACUCGGGUUACUCUGAGGCUUCGUGGCAGGAUGAAGGUGUGGUGCUGAGGAGGACCAGAAACGUGCGGGUCUCCUCUUCUGCCUGCCUCCGGACAAACAGAGGACCUUCUGGCCGAAUCAGGCCCAAAUCAACCUCGGACGCUUGCCUGGAGCGCUGGACCUCAUUCGAGGCCGGUGACCCAGGGGACUGGACGACACUGCUGCUGAGCCGCAGCAGGAACAGACAGCCCCUGGUUCUGGGGGACAACAGCUUUGCUGACCUAAUAAAGAACUGGAUGGACCUGCCAGAGAGUCCAGAGCCAGCAGAACUAAAGCCCAGUGCGGGCCGCCGCCUUGCCAAAGACAUUUUGGUCAACAUGCGGCGCAGACUUGCAGGGAUGUCUAAAGGUGUGGAGGUGAGGCCGAGGCCAGCAGACUCCACGAGGGUCAGCAGGGCUGCAGAGGAUCCCAAACGGAUGUCUUGUCCUGUUGGACUGCAGGCUCUCAAACCUUUCUUUCACCAGUCCCACACAGGCCUCCAUCAACUGGACACUGACUUCUACCAGUUCACUGCUCUCAUGAAGACAGGCAGCCGACAACCCAUCAUAUGCAAUGACAUUAUUGGAUACAUUUAAGUGAGGCUAGAACUGCGGACUGACACUUAAACAAAAAAAAAAAAAAACCCAAUAAGAUGGUUCUAUUUUUAUAAUUGGAUUUU
Chelmon rostratus (copperband butterflyfish) is the source of this 1182-nucleotide messenger RNA. It is a transcript of the gene inka1b, whose product is annotated as inka box actin regulator 1b. Gene Ontology annotation, molecular function: protein serine/threonine kinase inhibitor activity; protein kinase binding. The record is from RefSeq and is a predicted model, not a curated record. Lineage: Eukaryota; Metazoa; Chordata; Actinopteri; Chaetodontiformes; Chaetodontidae. Gene Ontology annotation, cellular component: nucleus. The coding region runs from base 167 to 1099 and encodes 310 amino acids. The transcript has 3 exons.